This is a messenger RNA of Cercopithifilaria johnstoni, 1038 nucleotides long. Lineage: Eukaryota; Metazoa; Nematoda; Chromadorea; Rhabditida; Onchocercidae. The record is from the annotation of a GenBank genome assembly.
AUGGGAACAUGCCAAAGUCAAGAAGAAAAAAUGAUGGCUAACCAGAGUAGUACUGCUCAACAGAAUACUAUUAAAUUACUUCUUCUAGGACCUGGUGAGUGUGGCAAAAGUACAAUUCUCAAACAAAUGAGGUUAUUGCAUACUAGUGGAUUCACUGAUGAGGAAAUAAAUCAACAAAAAACAGUAAUUUACAACAAUAUAGUACAAGGAAUGGCUUCUAUUCUAAGGGGCAUGAAAAAAUUUGAUAUUCCAUUUGAGAAUCCUGAUCGAACAGUUGAUGCUCGUAUUGUAAUUGAUACUUUCAAAUCAUAUAUCGAAUCAGAACCUUUAACACCUACGCUAAUUGCUGCACUAAAAAAAUUAUGGGCUGAUAAACAAGUUCGUAAGAAUGUACACGAACGUGGAAGUGAAUUUCAUAUAGCAGAAUCUACCGCUUAUUUUCUGGAUUCCAUUGAUCGAAUUUCAUUACCGGAUUAUAAGCCUACUCAAAAAGAUAUUUUGCUCAGUCGAAUUAAGACAACAGGCAUUGUGGAAGUGAAAUUCAAAAUAAAAAAUGUUAAUUUCCGAAUUUUUGAUGUCGGUGGACAACGCUCAGAGCGUAAGAAAUGGAUUCAUUGCUUUGAAGAUGUUAAUGCAGUUAUAUUCAUUGCAGCAAUCAGUCAAUAUGAUCAAGUGCUUUUUGAAGACGAAAAUACGAAUAGUAUGAUCGAAAGUAUACGAUUAUUUGAAUCGAUAUGUAAUAGUCGAUGGUUUAUCAAUACAGCAAUAAUUUUAUUCCUCAACAAAAAAGACUUAUUUGCUGAGAAGAUUAAACGGGUUUCGAUCAAAAUUGCUUUCCCCGAAUAUGACGGUCCACAAACUUACGACGAUUCAGUACUAUUUAUCGAAAAAAAGUUCGAAGCUGUAAAUGCAAAUCUAGAGAAAACGAUAUACACUCAUCAAACAUGUGCGACAGAUACGAACCAAGUGCAGAUUAUUCUGGACAGUGUUAUCGAUACGAUCAUUCAGGCUAAUUUGAGGGGAUGUGGACUGUAUUAA